CUGAUUGAGGCAGGGAGAUAAUGAAUUAGGAGCCACGGGAGGUGAGAGUCAACGCCUCCCCUGCAGCCGCAGCGUGCUCCGGGUGAUGUUUCCUUACUCGUUUACAAGACAAUAGCCGAAAAAAAUUUAAGAGGGGGAGAAAAUGACUGAACCUUCUGUAUGAGAUAAUGGAUGAGCCCGGGAUGACCUGUUUUUUUCCUUGCGGUGGAGCGGUGCUGAAGACAGAGGGCACCCGCGCCCAGCCCACAGCCGUCGCCCCGCCGCCAGCGCGCCAGCUCGGGGCGGCCGGAGAGCCGCCAAUGCCCGCUCCCGGCAGGCAGGGAGCCGCUGCCUCGCCCGGCCAGGUUAAAAGUCACUAGGAUGACGGCUGUCUUGGCACCUUCAAGAGUGAUGCUGUGAGGCUUCGUUGUGAUGGUAUUUGGAGCAACCUGGCCGUCAUCUGGGAGAAGCAGAUCCCAUUUCCUACAUGUCCUUAAACCAUGUGCAGGCAAGGGGAGCCCAUGAAACUUGUAACCUGGGUCUGGAUGACAUCGUGCAACAAAAUGAUUGGUAUGCUGCUGGUCUUUUUCCCUGCUCUGCUGCUGGAGAUGGACGUGCUGCCCAGGAGUGGGGGUCGGAGGGCUCUUCUCUCUGCAGCCUCCUCACAGCGGUCGGUGGCUCGGAUGGACGGGGAUGUCAUCAUUGGGGCCCUCUUCUCUGUCCAUCACCAGCCACCAGCCGAGAAAGUGCCCGAGAGGAAGUGCGGGGAAAUCCGGGAGCAAUACGGCAUCCAGAGAGUCGAGGCCAUGUUUCACACCUUGGAUAAAAUUAACGCAGACCCGGUCCUGCUACCUAACAUCACCCUGGGCAGCGAGAUCCGAGACUCCUGCUGGCACUCCUCCGUGGCCCUGGAGCAGAGCAUCGAGUUCAUUCGGGACUCUCUCAUCUCCAUCAGGGAUGACAGGGAUGGAGGCACCCGCUGCAUUUCCGACUCGCAGACCCAGCCCCAGGCCAGAGUGAAAAAGCCCAUCGCGGGGGUCAUCGGCCCCGGCUCCAGCUCAGUCGCUAUCCAAGUCCAAAAUCUGCUCCAGCUCUUCGACAUCCCCCAGAUCGCCUACUCUGCCACCAGCAUCGACCUGAGCGACAAAACGCUGUACAAGUACUUCCUCAGGGUGGUCCCCUCCGACACGCUGCAGGCCAGGGCCAUGCUUGACAUCGUCAAGCGCUACAACUGGACCUACGUCUCGGCCGUGCACACGGAAGGAAAUUAUGGGGAAAGUGGAAUGGAAGCCUUCAAAGAGUUGGCUGCCCAAGAGGGUCUCUGCAUUGCUCACUCUGACAAGAUCUACAGCAACGCCGGCGAGAAGAGCUUUGACCGCCUGCUGCGCAAGCUGCGGGAGAGGCUGCCCAAGGCCAGAGUGGUGGUGUGCUUCUGCGAGGGAAUGACUGUCAGGGGCAUCCUCAUCGCCAUGCGCCGCCUGGGGGUGCUCGGCGAGUUCCUGCUCAUUGGAAGUGACGGCUGGGCAGACAGAGAUGAGGUCAUUGAAGGCUACGAACCCGAAGCAAAUGGAGGCAUCACUAUCAAGCUGCAGUCUCCUGAGGUGCUGGCGUUCGAUGAUUACUACCUGAAGCUGCGGCUGGACACCAACACCCGCAACCCCUGGUUUCCCGAGUUCUGGCAGCACAGAUUCCAGUGCCGCAUCCCAGGGCACCCGCUAGAGAAUCCCAACUUCCAGAAGAAUUGCACUGGCAAUGAGAGCUUAGAAGAAAAUUACGUGCAGGACAGUAAAAUGGGAUUUGUCAUCAAUGCAAUAUAUGCUAUGGCUUAUGGACUGCAGAACAUGCAUCAUUCCCUUUGCCCCGGACAUGUUGGACUGUGUGAUGCUAUGAAGCCAAUUGAUGGCAGCAAGCUCCUGGAGUUCCUCCUCAAAUCCUCAUUCAUUGGUGUUUCUGGAGAAGAAGUGUGGUUUGAUGAAAAGGGAGAUGCCCCUGGAAGAUAUGACAUCAUGAACCUGCAGUACAUAGAGCCCAACCGCUACGACUACGUCCUGGUUGGGACCUGGCACGAGGGCGUGCUCAACAUUGAUGACUACAGGAUUCAGAUGAAUAAGAGCGGAAUGGUCCGGUCGGUGUGCAGUGAGCCUUGCCUGAAGGGCCAGAUCAAGGUGAUCAGGAAAGGAGAAGUGAGCUGCUGCUGGAUUUGCACUGCUUGCAAGGAGAAUGAAUUUGUUCAGGAUGAAUUCACCUGUAAAGCCUGUGAGCUCGGCUGGUGGCCAAAUGCUGACCUGACAGGCUGCGAACCCAUCCCUGUAAAGUAUCUCCAGUGGAGCAAUAUAGAGUCUAUUGUGGCUGUGGUCUUUUCCUGCCUGGGGAUCCUGGUCACCAUGUUUGUCACCCUUAUCUUUGUGCUCUACAGAGACACCCCUGUUGUCAAGUCCUCCAGCCGCGAGCUCUGCUAUAUAAUCCUGGCUGGCAUCUUUCUGGGUUACGUCUGCCCUUUCACCCUUAUAGCUAAACCCACCACGACAUCCUGCUACCUCCAGCGCCUCCUGGUGGGCCUCUCCUCCGCCAUGUGCUAUUCCGCCCUGGUGACCAAAACCAACCGCAUCGCGCGCAUCCUGGCGGGCAGCAAGAAGAAGAUCUGCACCCGCAAGCCGCGUUUCAUGAGCGCCUGGGCCCAGGUGGUCAUCGCCUCCAUCCUGAUCAGCGUGCAGCUGACGCUGGUGAUCACGCUGAUCAUCCUGGAGCCCCCCAUGCCCAUCCUCUCCUACCCCAGCAUUAAGGAAGUUUACCUUAUCUGCAACACCAGCAACCUGGGCGUCGUGGCUCCUGUGGGCUACAACGGACUCCUCAUCAUGAGCUGCACGUACUACGCCUUCAAGACUCGCAACGUGCCUGCCAAUUUCAACGAGGCCAAGUACAUUGCAUUCACCAUGUACACCACUUGCAUCAUCUGGCUCGCCUUCGUGCCCAUCUACUUCGGGAGUAACUACAAGAUCAUCACCACCUGUUUCGCAGUGAGCCUGAGCGUGACAGUGGCUCUGGGGUGCAUGUUCACUCCCAAGAUGUACAUCAUUAUUGCCAAGCCUGAGAGGAACGUCCGCAGUGCCUUCACCACCUCAGAUGUGGUGCGUAUGCAUGUCGGGGAUGGCAAGGCACCUUGCAAGUCCAACACUUUCCUCAACAUAUUCCGGAGAAAGAAGCCAGGGGCUGGAAAUCCAAAUUCUAAUGGAAAGUCUGUGUCAUGGUCUGAACCAGGUGGAAGACAAGAUCCAAAGGGGGAACAUACGUGGCACAGACUCUCAGUGCAUGUGAAGAACCAGGAGAUAGGGUGCAAUCAGACAGCGGUGAUCAAACCCCUCACUAAAGACUGCCACGGCCAAAAUCUGACUUUUACCGACAUCAGCACUAAGACUCUGUACAAUGUGGUGGAGGAAGAAGACAGAGAGCCCGUUCACCUCAACCAGUCCAACAGCCCUUCCAUGGUGGUGCACAGGCGGGUGGCAACGACCCCCCCGCUGCAGGCCACAGCGGAGGAAACCCAACUCUUCUUGCCUGAGCAGUCCCCCAAGACCCUGCCCCUGCAGCCACAGUCUCUCAUGGACCAGCUGCAAGGAGUGGUCAACAAGUUUGCCACCGGCAUCCCCGACUUCAACGCUGUCCUCCCCACUCCCGGCUCAGGGAACGGCGUGCGGCCUCCCUGCCCACCCCCGCCACCGCAGCAGCCCCUGCAGCCCUUCCAGGUGGCUGCCUUCAGCCAGGAGCCCCUGUCUCCCCCGGCUGAGGAAGCCGAGAGUGAGAAGGUGAAGCUCAUUCAGGGAUAUGUGUAUGAGAAGAGCACAGAGGAGGAGGAGGACGAGGAACCGGCAACCAGCAAACUGACUCUCGAAGACUCUCCGGCGCUGACGCCCCCGUCCCCUUUCCGGGAUUCAGUGGCUUCGGGCAGCUCCGUGCCCAGCUCCCCCGUGUCAGAGUCGGUGCUCUGCACACCCCCAGAUGUGACCUACGCCACUGUCAUCCUGAGGGAUUAUAAGCAAAGCUCGUCCACCCUGUAGAUGCUGCAAGAGACAAGACAGGAAGGACUUCGGCAGCUGCCCACUGGGAGGACUUGCAGAGACAAGCCUCCCAGGGCUGUGGGAGAGAGAGUAGAGAACAAAGUGACAAAUGACAGGGCAAAAAUUUCAUCCUGCACUUAAAUAACUAAAAUGAAACAAAAAGAAAAUAAAAAAUCCAUUCUGAGGGCUCAAGAUUCUCUAUCUGUUGAAAAUAAAUGUACUUUGGAAAAAAUGUUAGGAAACCACAACAAAGCACAAACUAAAGGAACAACUUCUAUAGCAAAAAAAAAAAAAAAAAAAAAAAAAAAGAA
Molecule: messenger RNA, 4345 nt
Organism: Melospiza melodia melodia
Lineage: Eukaryota; Metazoa; Chordata; Aves; Passeriformes; Passerellidae
Gene: GRM1
Product: glutamate metabotropic receptor 1
Exons: 9
Coding region: 480-4034 (1184 amino acids)
Biological process (GO): regulation of synaptic transmission, glutamatergic; G protein-coupled glutamate receptor signaling pathway
Cellular component (GO): plasma membrane; postsynaptic density membrane
Molecular function (GO): G protein-coupled receptor activity involved in regulation of postsynaptic membrane potential; adenylate cyclase inhibiting G protein-coupled glutamate receptor activity
Source: RefSeq, a predicted model, not a curated record